This is a messenger RNA of Phaeodactylum tricornutum CCAP 1055/1, 1659 nucleotides long. RefSeq lists its product with no specific name. Gene Ontology annotation, molecular function: zinc ion transmembrane transporter activity. Gene Ontology annotation, biological process: intracellular zinc ion homeostasis; zinc ion transmembrane transport. The coding region runs from base 538 to 1659 and encodes 373 amino acids. NCBI's taxonomy places the organism in Eukaryota, Bacillariophyta, Bacillariophyceae, Surirellales, Neidiaceae. The transcript has a single exon. Gene Ontology annotation, cellular component: membrane. The record is from RefSeq and is a predicted model, not a curated record.
AUUGACUCUCUGUAACCUACCAUGCAUGAACCAUCACUCUUGGCCACGACCAACCCACACAUAAAAAUCUCGAUGCGUCUUACCUAUACGACAUUGACGUGCGAAAGCGCGUGCACAAAUCGUUCCCGUAGCACCGUGCGAUUGCGUUUUUCGUCUGAUCCUGUUCCAAUGAUCCGCACAUUUCGUGGACCCGAACCGUUCGCGAAUAUUGCGAACCUCGCGAGCCUUGCGAAUUUUACGGGAACAUACCAUGCGACUUCGAUCCGCAAUCGCCUUCAAAUCAUUUGCUGGCUCUACACUAAUAGGCUUGACUUCUAAGGAACUGUAACGUAUUUGGAUAUCCGUGGGGGAAAAGCAGGCCUAGAUUCCUAAAAGGCCUGAACUCCCUCUCUCGUGACGUGCGCUGCGCUCCCACAAUAAAAAACCCCAACCCAGUACAAGCAUCCCCUCCUCUAUCUCCCGCUGCCCUAUCUACGAGCCUCUCCAAUACUUCUUUCCUGGACACAACGCGAUACCUUUUUCCCACUCACAACUGUCAUGUCAACUCUACUCUGGAUUAUUCUCUUUGGCUUUCUCAUGAGCUUCAUUGCGCUCGCCGGGGCACUGUCUCUCUUUCUGCAACCAGCUCUAUUUCAGUCCCUCAUUACACCGCUGGUGGCCUUUUCGGCCGGUUCGCUCAUUGGAGGAGCCUUGUUUCAUAUGAUUCCGGCCGCGGUGGAAAGCAUGGGCAACGUUACUUCCCUCUACGUGUGGCUCGCCGCUGGCUUCGUCAUCUUUUACGGACUCGAGCAAUUCCUCAACUGGCACCAUUCACACACCCACAGUCACGCCUGCCCUCCCCUCCGCAGUGACCACCAACACUACCCCCACACGGGUACUGUACGAGACGAGUUUGCACAAAGUGUCACACACGUAUGCGGUUUAGAUACCGAGCUCGGCGUGAAUUCCCACCGUCCCCACGGUAGAGAAACGGAUGACGAUUCUUGCGAGAAUAGUGGACGACACGAAUCUCUUCAUCUUCCCGAUGGUUUCACCAGAACACACAUUCGCUCAGAGUCCGCGAACUGUUUGGAUGAAGAAGCACAAUGUCCUCACGUUGCCUCAUGUAAGGACAACAUCCAGUGUACUGUCGAUACCACAUCCGCGCAAAUCCCAGACACUCUCCAGCAAACAUCUACAGUCGUCGCGGCAACGCCACCGAUUCCAUCGAAAAAGCCUUUGACGUAUCUCAUUCUUAUCGCCGAUGCUGUCCAUAACUUUCUCGGUGGCAUGUUCGUCGGCGCCAGUUUUGUCGACAGCGUCCCACUGGGCGUAUCGGCGUGGUGCGCUGCCGCGGCUCACGAGUUGCCGCAGGAGCUCGGUGAUUUUGCCAUACUUGUACACGGUGGAUGGAGCCCUAUGCAGGCACUCCUGUGGAACUUUCUGUCGGCGCUACCCUUUCUCGUCGGCGGAGUCGUAGCCUACGCCACGUCGAAAGCCGUAAAUGUGGAUUUUUUGGUGCCCUUUGCGGCGGGUAACUUUUUGUAUAUUGCCGGGAGUGAUCUGAUACCCGAGGUCAAACACUUUCACGGCAUAAGGGCCAACUUUACGCACUUUUUCUCCUUUACGGCUGGUUUGGGACUGCUGUUGGUGAUUCGGAUCGCGUACAAGGGAUGGUAG